Molecule: messenger RNA, 662 nt
Organism: Podospora bellae-mahoneyi
Lineage: Eukaryota; Fungi; Ascomycota; Sordariomycetes; Sordariales; Podosporaceae
Product: Histone H4
Exons: 3
Coding region: 1-312 (103 amino acids)
Biological process (GO): nucleosome assembly
Cellular component (GO): nucleosome
Molecular function (GO): protein heterodimerization activity; DNA binding; structural constituent of chromatin
Source: RefSeq, a predicted model, not a curated record
AUGACUGGCCGUGGAAAGGGUGGCAAGGGUCUCGGCAAGGGCGGUGCCAAGCGUCACAGAAAGAUUCUUCGUGACAACAUCCAGGGCAUCACCAAGCCCGCUAUCCGCCGUCUUGCUCGUCGUGGUGGUGUCAAGCGUAUUUCUGCUAUGAUCUACGAGGAGACCCGUGGCGUCCUCAAGUCCUUCCUCGAGGGUGUCAUUCGUGACGCCGUCACCUACACCGAGCACGCCAAGCGCAAGACCGUCACCUCUCUCGACGUUGUCUACGCCCUCAAGCGCCAAGGCCGCACUCUCUACGGUUUCGGUGGUUAAACACCUCCGCCGAUCACCUAUUGAUAAUCAAAGCGUGUUUUCUCUUUAUUCGCGGUCGGUUUUUUCACAACAUAUUUGGCAUGAUGGACACACAACCAGAUCAGGGAUGGUGGUUAUAAGCUCUGUGUUUUUUGUUCAGGCUGGCGUUUAUGGAAUACUCGGGAGGGAGGGGGGAAACAUUCAUGGCGAUGGAUGAUUUGCAAUACCAGGCAGAAGAACGAAUGAACAUAAUACCCUACUUUUGUGUUUAGACCUGAAAUGUGAUGUGAUGUGAUGAUAUUAUGGUGUUUUUGGGUAUCUAACAACCCUGUCCUCCAACAACGAACGUGUAUGUGAUCAUUCGCGUCUUG